AUGUUCAAUGUGAAUGAAGAAGAUUUUAAGUUUGAUUUUGAGGAAGAGCCGAAUGCUUUCGACAUCAACCAUCAACGUGAUUAUGAAUACAAUUAUGUGGAAGAUGCUGAUGUGUAUGACAGAGUUGAGGUCGAAGAUUGUACUGAUGAGGAGAGUAUGAAUGAAGAUACCUCUCAGUUUCCAACAUUGAUGGAGUUUUUCACUGAAGAGAAUCGGGAUGAACUUAGAAGGAAAGUUGUUGAGAUUCUUAAAGACAAAAACUUUGAUGGCACCACAAAAGAUCCACUGAAGGAAAGAAAGAAAGUUGAACGUGAACGCAAAAAGCUGGAUGAAAACAGAGGAAAAUGGAUGAAGCAACAGGCUGAAGAAGAAAAGAAAAGAAAGAAAGAUAAUGAUAAGCUGAGGAACUUGCUUAGGAGGAAGCCUAAGUCAAGAGAGGAAACUUUCAAGUCACUCUGA
Messenger RNA from Helianthus annuus (common sunflower), 459 nucleotides. Its product is annotated as stress response protein NST1-like. The record is from RefSeq and is a predicted model, not a curated record. Lineage: Eukaryota; Viridiplantae; Streptophyta; Magnoliopsida; Asterales; Asteraceae. The transcript has a single exon. Bases 1 to 459 code for a protein of 152 amino acids.